CCCUCCCACUUCAGUCAGUCAGCCACGUGCGCCCACAGCCGCCUCCAACCGGCGGGAAGCACGCGCUGGAAUCUGCGGCUGACACUGAAACUUUCUCAGUCUGUCAGGAAGCACCGACCCGGUCCCAGCAGCGGUGGGGGGGUCGCAGGAGGAAGCAACCGGACACAGGAGGGACCCUGGCCGUCGGUGUGACGUUGCGGAGCCUCGACGAGGAUUACCGGGCUCUAAAGGCGGGCUGCUUUCUCCCGCUCUAAAAAUAGGCGUCUGUCUGUCGGUGCGCCGCCCGCUGCAGGUCCGCGCGCCUCCACUCACACACGGAGAGGUUGGAUUGUUGAAAGCUUCAGUCGGUGUCACCGGAUUCCUCGUUCCCCUCAAAACUGCAUUUUUCCUCUAACAAAGAGAGAGAAGCGUUCCCGGAGCUGCUCGGUGGAUUAACGGUCGGUUGUCGGUUGUGUGAUUUAUUGUUGAUCACGGAGGACGGAGCCGGACCCCGCCCGGACCCGCUGUAACGCUACCGGACCGGGAUUUCAUCUGCUUUUCCUGGGUUCAGCUUUGCGCACUGGCGGAUGGAACCGCGCACAUUUUACCGGAAUAUUCUGGGAGUGAGAUUGUUUUCCCCGUUAACUAGGCCCUACCGGGAGGAGUAGCUACCUGCUUUUUGGGAGCAGACCGGUUCCAGCCCCGAACGGAAGCCCGGAGAAGUGAAAGGUUAUCUGCACUCAAGGACACCCUCGGUUAGGGGGGGUGUAGUUUUCUUUGGACGCUCCAACCGGAGCUGCGCACGGAUCUCUACCGGGACUGCAGAUGGACGGUAACGGAAUUAAAGGUGUUUAGACUUUUUCUCUGCUGCAGCCGGUUUUGGAUUUGUCUCUGAGGGACUGCGCUCGAGCCACACAGCUAAUGCACACGGAUGGCACGAGCUCUGGCGUCCCGGUUACUACUUUAAAUACGUUACCGGAGUGAUCGGAGGCUAAUGGGAGUUUUUUCGGUAACCGUGUGACUCCCUGCGUCCACCCACCCGUCUCGUUGGAGGAUUUAUGUGUACGUGAGUGCUCGUCGUGGGUUUGCACGGUGAGACCACCGGCACCUGGAUUCCCGGUUCGCCCCCUUUUUUCUUCUGCUUGACUGCGCGCACGUCUGUUCCGGUAAUCCCACUUGUGCCGCUGCUGCUGUCCGGUCCCCCCCCCUUCCACACACACACACACACACACACACAUCCCGUUUAUUCAGCCCCAGAAAACUACCGAGAUAGCCUCUCUCUGUCUCUCUCUCUCUCUCUCUCUCUCUCUCUCCCCCUGUGUGGAUGGGAGAGGAGUCGCGCAGGAGAGGAGACCGGGAGUUCGGAGCCUGAUCGCCUUCUCGGGUCUGGUUGUGAUUUAACUCCCCCAUUAUCGGACGGGUCGGGAGAGGAAGAGGAAGAGGAAGAAGGGAUUCUGGGGGGAAAAGCAAGAGGAGGAGAGGUGGAGAUCGAUGAAGGUGUCAGUAAGGAUUGAUCUGGAAACCAGAUGACAGAAAGGUAGGAGGGUGCCCUUGUUAGCUUGUCAUUCUGUUGUAACCCUGAGGCCGGCGAUGUGACUGGAAUGUGAAUUCACCAUAAAAGGACUGACUCUACCUGAGGACUCCCUGCUUCUCCAAGAAACUCAGGGAAUCUUGGCAGACUUUGAUGGACAGCUGGCUGAGCCAAUGACAGACUUCAAGGACCUUUAACGUACGUCUGCAGGGUCAAACCUACGUGGGCGUGCGCACCACAAGUACGUGCACGUGAACCCGGAUGAGCGCCAGCACUGUUUCAUGCCCUGUGAGAAGAGGACGGCCCCCCUCCUCGUUAAAAAGGCUGUUGCAGAUUAAAUCCGGUCGUCACAUUGCAGCUGGACUUGGUCCUGAUUGGCUCUCGUUGAUAAAGAAAUACUGAAACCGUCUUAACCAGGAGAGUAGCCAUGGACGCUGUCUCCUCGCUGGUAUGCCCUGUCCUCCUCCCCCUCCUCUUCGUCCUCCUGUCCUCCCUCCCUGCCUGCUCCUCCUCCAUGCUGUGUCCGAAGAGGUGCACCUGCCAGAACCUGCUGCCGUCCUACACGGUGCUGUGUGCCAAGACGGGCCUCCUCUUCGUCCCGCCCAACAUCGACCGCCAAACGGCCGAGCUCAGGCUGAUGGACAACUUCAUCACGACGCUGCGGCACCGCGACUUCGCCAACAUGUCCAGCCUGAUCCACCUGACCCUGAGCAGGAACACCAUCAGUCAGAUCCGGCCGUACACCUUCGCCGACCUCCAGGAUCUCCACGCUCUCCACCUGGACGCCAACCGCCUCACCACGCUGGAUGACUCCCACUUCCAAGGCCUGGUGAACCUGAGGCACCUCAUCCUGGCCAACAACCAGCUGCACAGCAUAUCGGAAGGAGCCUUCCAGGACUUCCUGGAGACUCUGGAGGAUUUGGAUUUGAGCUACAACAACUUGGUGGACAUUCCCUGGGAGACCAUCGCUCUGUUGGUCAGCGUCAACACCCUCAGCCUCGACCACAACCUCAUAGAGAGUGUCCCCGAGGGAAUAUUCUCCAACCUGCACAAACUGGCCAGAUUGGACAUGACAUCCAACAAGCUGAAGAAGAUUCCUCCAGACCCGCUGUUCCUGCGGAUCCCGGUGUACGCUAAGAUGAAGGGUUCUCCUCUCACGGCGCUGGUGUUGAGUUUUGGCGGGAACCCUCUGCACUGUAACUGUGAGCUGGUCUGGCUUCGCCGACUCACCAGAGAGGACGACCUGGAGACCUGUGCUUCACCGAAAGACCUGGCUGGCAAAUACUUCUGGACCAUUAGAGAGGAGGAGUUUGUGUGCGAGCCACCGAUGAUAACUCGCCAUACCUCCAAGAUGUUUGUGAUGGAGGGUCAGGAGGUCAGCCUGCGCUGUAAGUCCGUCGGAGAUCCUGAGCCCUCAACGCACUGGGUCAGCCCCGAUGGAAAGCUGAUCGGCAACACGUCCAGAACCAUCUGCUACGAGAACGGUUCGCUGGACAUCCUCAAGGCCUCGGUCAAGGAUUCUGGAAAGUUCACGUGCAUAGCAUCUAAUGCAGCUGGGGAGGCCACCGCGCCCGUUGAGUUAGUAGUCAACGCUUCGCCACACUUUGACCCUAAACUGGACCCUGACCCGGGACCUUCGGACAUCCCUACAUCUAUCAAGUCCAACGUCAGCGGAGGUCAGGCCCGGUCCGACCAGCAGAGGGUCAGUGUGUCGGAUCUAACGUCCAGCUCGGCUACCAUCAGAUGGCCCCCGCAGAACCACAUACCGGGAGUCCGCAUGUACCAGAUCCAGUACAACAGCUCUACAGACGAUAUACUCAUAUACAGGAUGAUCCCAGCCAACCACAAGUACUUCCUGCUGAGCGACCUGGCGUCGUCGCGGGACUACGAGCUGUGUGUUUUGGCCGUCUACGAUGACGGCAUCACCGCCCUGACGGGCACCAAGCUGGUGGGCUGCGUGUCCUUCAGUACGGAGACAGAGUACGGACGCUGUCACUCUAUAAGAGAUCAGUUCCUGGGAGGCACCAUGAUCAUCAUCAUCGGGGGGAUCAUUGUGGCCUCCGUCCUCGUCUUCAUCUUCAUCCUCCUGAUGAAGUACAAGCUGCACAGUAACCACUACAAGCAGAAGGCCGCCGCUCGCCACGCCAACGUCUGCUCCCAGACCAACGGAGGAGGAGGAGGGGGAGCCAACGUCCUCGCUCUGCCUCCGUCCUCCUCCUCUGCAGGGCAGGGUGGAGGUGCAAAUAAAAACUCCCAACCGUCAUCGUCGACAGAGGGGAUGGGAGGAGCUUCUCUUCGAGGGACGACUGUAGUGGACUUAAAUCACACCCACGACGAUGACGCCAUCUCCCAAUAACACACAAGAAACUGUCAAUCAAACCCACAACCCACCAAUCUCGAAAGCCCAAACCAAUACUCCACUUCCCUCCCCCCCCUUUUUUUUGAUUUGUUGCUGGUGCCUGGAGCAAAACUCCACUUUACGCCGAGGAGCGGCUCCUGUCAUUGAUUUACGUACAUUCAGCUUCACGGCGCUGGAGGGGAGGAGAGGCGGGAGAGGUGCCCCAAUGCGUUGCAUGGUCCUUCCAGCGAGCCCCGAUGAUCAGGUAUUCGACCCAGAGAUGCCGCCCUAACCCCUCUUGACACCACCAGACCCAGACCGGAUGUGAAGGGCAGCCAGAGGAGGACAAACAGCAACCUGUUAGCGUGCAGGAGUCUCCACGCCGCUGGGAUCGGACAUGUUGGAUUACAGGUCAGGCUUCUGGGCAUUGAACCCUGCUCGCGUUCGGUGCUUAACUGGGAAACCUUGGAUCAGAGUUAACGCGGUCUGGAAUCUCUUCUUCUUUUCUGAAUAAAGUAUCCGAUGGUCGGACGGGAUUUUAACUUGGGAUCCACGCAGACACUAAAUGCUGCUCUGGGAAUAUACCGAACGGAUUACUCUGGAUUUUCCCGUUUUGUGACAUUUUUCCAGGAUGUUUUCACGACAGUCGGUGGCACCACUUCCUCUCUUUCCCCAGCAUACAGUCACAUGCCAAAGGAUUACUACAGUAUUAUGACAGCAUUAUAUUACAAAAUUGGGAGGAAUAUUCAGACUUCCAGAAGCACACCUCUCUCUAUUAUCUCUUAGCAGUCAGAGAGAAAAAACAUGUUGGGCCUUGGAUUGAAAAUACGAGCACAUUGUCAACGUCUUGUCUCAAAAGCAUCAAUAAUAACUAAACGGUGAACGUCUCUGGCACUUUAAUCGUAUGUUUUCAUCUCAUCUCUCUUCCCCUUCUGUCCCACUCUCUCUCUCUCUCUCUCUCUCUCUCUCUCUCUCUCUCUCUCUCUCUCUCUCUCUCAUUCUCAUGAACAACUGAAUAGUAUACUCUCCAGUAUUACCAAUCUAAACUCUUCUGGCUCUGAAUGACUUAGAUAAUGUUGAAAUAAUCAGUGUGUUUGCGUCCAUGGUGGAUUGGUUCUCUCUAUGUCGGAGUAUUACAAAAAAAGCGAAAAAAAAUAAAACUUGAUGUCCCGAGAACGGAGCCUUGAGGAACGCCAGCGAGGAUUUUAUUCAAAGCCAAACCUAAAAGCACAGAUGUCGGCUCUGCAUUUGAUGGUGAAAAUGGUGAAUUCUGUUAUGUUUGACACUGGGAAGCGGCCGCACCCCGUUACGAAACAAUGGUGAACUUGACCAUAAGUGUUCCUAUAACUAAAAGCUGGCGCUCGAGAUCGUUAAAUGUAUUACGCGGUUUUAAAAGAUGGCCAGCAGAACUUGCGCUGUCCCGUCCCCUCCCUCGCCCUCGCUCUCCCUCUCCUUUGCCGUUUGACAGUGUCUGUGUUUGUAUGUGACAUACACCUUACAGUCUUCGAUGGUUUGAUACCCAUGAUGAUUUACUUUGAAUAUAACGAAACAAACGACCACAAUAAGGAGAAAAAAACACAACAACAAAAUGCGAAAUGGGGAUUUUAUGCUUUCAUAGAUACAAUUAUGUGGAUUUAUAAUGAAAUAAAAAGGUAUUUUUCUUGGAAAAA
This is a messenger RNA of Dicentrarchus labrax (European seabass), 5518 nucleotides long. RefSeq lists its product as uncharacterized. NCBI's taxonomy places the organism in Eukaryota, Metazoa, Chordata, Actinopteri, Moronidae. Gene Ontology annotation, molecular function: protein binding. The record is from RefSeq and is a predicted model, not a curated record. Bases 1938 to 3866 code for a protein of 642 amino acids. The transcript has 16 exons.